CCUCGAACCAUCCCCUCAUCUGUCUUUCAAUCCCAGAUCCUGUCGAUAGCAAAGACAUUCUCUAGCGAUGAUCGAUGACGGAGCGUAAAUUGAGCCGACGCAAUCGACCUUCCACCGCUGGCACUCUGCGAAGCAAUCUCGUUUCUUCUGGAAAGCCCCUGGGAUGCGCGUAGGCAAAGAUGCAGGUACUUUGCGACAGCAGGAUUCCUCGAGACAUCUUUCCGCCAAGAUAUCGCUCGUUUCGACGGUGUCCUCUGCUUCACUCUUCGUGGAUUCUUUCCAGCCAAGUAUUGGAAUCGAUCGACACCAUGAACGAACGCUUGAACAAUCAAUGAGAAGAAGACUUCGCAAAACAGGUGUUCUCUGCGCUGCAGGCUAAUUCCUAGGAGACCCGAGUCCGGAUGACAUAAACCGGCGCAGGACUGUCAGCGCUUACGGAUUCC
This is a messenger RNA of Mycena citricolor, 443 nucleotides long. The record is from the annotation of a GenBank genome assembly. Lineage: Eukaryota; Fungi; Basidiomycota; Agaricomycetes; Agaricales; Mycenaceae.